Messenger RNA from Sinocyclocheilus rhinocerous, 937 nucleotides. Its product is annotated as metabotropic glutamate receptor 8-like. Lineage: Eukaryota; Metazoa; Chordata; Actinopteri; Cypriniformes; Cyprinidae. Gene Ontology annotation, cellular component: membrane. Bases 282 to 848 code for a protein of 188 amino acids. Gene Ontology annotation, biological process: G protein-coupled receptor signaling pathway. Gene Ontology annotation, molecular function: G protein-coupled receptor activity. The transcript has 2 exons. The record is from RefSeq and is a predicted model, not a curated record.
CUAAUGGUCUGUGACCUCUGGUAUUGAGGAGCUAACAACUAUGUGAUUGCCUCAUAUUCCAUCAUCUCAUUUGUGCGGCGCCCUUCCUCGUUUGCCCCCCAAAACUUCCAGGGGAAUCCAAUGGUCUCCUUGUCACCAGAUUCCAUUAUCCGGUACGCAGAUGCUCCAGUGAGGGGCACUGAUGACCCCGUUCGGUUAUUGUGCUCCGUCCCUGCUGGCUUCCCACCUUUGUAACCGCGUCCCCACUGCUGCUUGUGUGUCUGGAUCCACCUUAUGCCGCAAUGGUGAUUGCCUUUGAAUGGUAUGGCUGUCUUCUUCUGCUGACAGGGAUGGCCGGAUCCGUCAGCCAGCGUACGGAUCCACUGACGCCCCCUGCUCCCGAAAAUGCCCACUCUAUACGACUGGACGGUGAUAUCAUCCUGGGAGGUCUCUUCCCGGUGCAUUCUAGGGGUGAACGUGGCGCCCCUUGCGGGGAACUGAAGAAGGAGAAGGGUAUUCAUCGGUUAGAGGCCAUGCUCUUCGCCAUCGACCUCAUCAACAAAGACCCCGACCUGCUGCCCAACGUGACCCUGGGGGCGCGUAUAUUAGACACCUGCUCGCGCGACACCUACGCCCUGGAACAGUCGCUUACCUUUGUGCAGGCGCUCAUCGAGCGUGAUUCUACUGAUGUGCGAUGCGCUAGUGGCGAGCAGCCCAUCUUUGCAAAGCCGGACAAGAUUAUUGGCGUGAUAGGCGCGGCUGCAAGCUCCGUCUCCAUCAUGGUGGCCAACAUCCUACGCCUGUUUAAGCUGAGGCGAACAGUGAUCAAGAGUCAUGACAGACAUCCUCCUUUACUUAAAAGGAAAUGAACAGUCCUGCAUACUUCAUACUCAAGUAAUAUGCACAAGGAGGAACUAAUAUGAUACCAGUGGAAGAGAUGUUUGUCGCAUUAAACUAU